Molecule: messenger RNA, 2397 nt
Organism: Pocillopora meandrina
Lineage: Eukaryota; Metazoa; Cnidaria; Anthozoa; Scleractinia; Pocilloporidae
Source: the annotation of a GenBank genome assembly
AUGAAUUCAAAGUUCUGGCUGACAACCAUGUUUCUGAUGUCCCGGAUUGGUGUACUCAACGCUAACAGCCGAUGUCAUGUAACUGAAAGCUCCAUCAACGGAAUGUACCUGAAAGGUCACGUGUUUAAAAAGUAUUGCGAUCUGUUGCCUAGAGAAUGUUAUUUCCGGUGUGAAGAAGAAGUCACGUGUCAGAGUUACAAUAUCAUCAUUGGUCAAAACAUCUGUGAACUGAACAAUCGUACAAAGGAAGCAAGACCGGAAGAUUUUAUGCCGGAUGAGAGAAGAUUUUACAUGAAGCGUUCUAGCAACAGAGGUACCUUUUACGUUUCCUCGACUAACUUUUUGCAUUUUCGUCUCUGGGCAAACUUGUUUUUUUAAAUUUUUUCAUUCACGAUUACAGAAAACUCAGAGAAACAAAUUUUUAUAUUUUAUAUAUUUCCUAUGGCGAGCCUUUUGAUGAUUCAAUUUCGGGGAUUGUUUCAAUAUUGGUAAAGCAUUUCAAAAUACAGAGACAAGUCAAAAUAAAAGUGACGACGUUUUGGAAUCAUCGUCUCAUCAACGUCAUCUUGGGAAGAUAAUAUUUGACUUAACUAUGAAGCCAAGCAACUGUUUUCUUCAGUCACCUUGAAAAUGGUUUAGCGAUGAUACCGAAAUGUUGGCUUGUUUCACUGCGCUAUUGUAACUAUAAUAACCCUAUGCUGUCUUCCAUCUCAUUUCUUAGUCUAGAUCUAAUAGAAUUAGCACAGUUUUUAUUUCUUUCUGCUUUUACGCAGGCAGGAAAGGUAGGAGGUUUUUUUUCCUCUCCUGUCGCAUUAGGAGGUAUCGAACUGCAAGAUGGUGUAAACUUCUUACAUGAAAUUCGUUUUUUCUGUCGUAGUUCCCCUCGGAUCCAUCAAAGAGCUUCCGGCGAAAACCUGUGGUGAGAUUGAAGCAAGUGAAGGGAACCAGAUAGCUGACGGGAAAUACUGGAUUUACUCUGAAGAAAGUAGCGAGGUCAUCGAGGCCUAUUGUAAAGGUAAAUUGUUUGACUAAAUUAGUGGACUCAUUAAUAAUAAUAAUAAUAAUAAUUUAUUACUCAUAUAGCGCAGAAUACAUGUGAAUAUAAUCUAACGUGCUAUACAAUAAAACUAUGCAAAAUAAAGUAUGAAAACGAACUAUAAAAGGCUAAGAAUAUACAAUAUGACUAACUAAAAAAAAAGGUAUGAAAACGAAACAUAAAAGGUCAGGAAUAUACAAUAUGACUGACUAAAAAAUACUAAAACGAACUAUAAAAGCAAACAUGAAAAUGCCUGUCUAAAGAGAUGUGUUUUUAGAAGUGUUUUAAAACAAUUAGGAGCAUUUACUGCUCUUAUAUUUGAUGGCAAUCUAUUCCAAAGUUUAGGAGCAGAUGCCAUAAAUGAUCUAUCACCUAAAGUUUUCUUAGUUAUGAUCCUGGGUGGAAAUAAUUGUGGUUCAGACUGAGAUCGUAACAUCAUACGUCCGAAUUGUUGCUUAACGUUAAUUAGAUCCGUAAUGUACUGAGGUUUCAGCCCGUGGAUAGCCUUGAACGCUAAAAUAAGUGAUUUAAAUUCAGUUCUGAAACAGACAGGUAACCAAUGCAAGGAAAACAAAGUAGGAGUUAUAUGACAAGAACGAGAAAGGGAACAAAAAAAUCGGGCAGCACUGUUCUGAAUACGUGGUAACUUGUUGAGAUGUGCGGUUGGUAGACCAUACAGCAAACCAUUGCAAUAAUCAUUACGUGCGGUGAUGAAUGCAUGAACGAGUGUUUGUGUGGAGUCUUUAGUUAAAGAUCAUCAUCCCACUGCCUCCUUAAAGUGUUAUCCUAUUCCGACUUUUUUUUUUUAAACUUACCAAAAUAAUAUCUUGUCUCAGUGUUUCUGCAGAUAAGUGAAUUACAGUAAAAAAAGGUUUGUUUUAAUUAAUUCCAAUAGAGAUAUAAACGCGGAGAAGAAGAUUAGUCAAUGACAUGAAUUGUUCUUUCUCUUAUACAAAAUUGUUUUAAUGGCGAAUGGGAAUAGAUUACAAUAACUAUAUAUCCAGGUCACGACGCCGAAAAGGACAAUGGUUUACCUUUUUUAUCACUGGAAUUUAUCUUACAAACGGCUGUCACCCUAGUACCAUUCGAAAAUGUGUUGGCCGAAAGUAGCUAUUUUUUUUAAUACAGUUUAAUUAACUUUAAAAACUAUCUACCUAUCCUAUAACUUUAUCUUAGAGAGCUGGCAAAAGAUAAAUGGCGAAGAACCCGUCUGCUUUGGAGCCAAAGAUAACCAAUAUGGUUCCUUCAACAUGACAAAGAGUGGACGAGUGAAAACAAUGAAGCUUAUUCACCGGUGCGCUGCGGCAAUUAUAUUUCAUCCUACUGGGGCUGCACCUACUCAGGAUAUGGAGAAGAUUUGA